Messenger RNA from Hermetia illucens (black soldier fly), 4071 nucleotides. It is a transcript of the gene Cka, whose product is annotated as striatin-3. NCBI's taxonomy places the organism in Eukaryota, Metazoa, Arthropoda, Insecta, Diptera, Stratiomyidae. The record is from RefSeq and is a predicted model, not a curated record. The transcript has 6 exons. Bases 1153 to 3336 code for a protein of 727 amino acids. Gene Ontology annotation, molecular function: protein binding.
UCAAUUUGUCAUUGCUUCGACAAAGAAGCGAACGAGUGGCCUCUGCACAAGUCGGGAGAGUUUACGGAAUGUGAGGUACGACUUUCGAGGAACAGUGAAUCAAACGCUUUGCAAGGUUCCAUGUGCGCGACUUGAGUCCUAGCUGCGAAAGAGCUCCUCCAGUCGAUGGCAGUAGUCCCAUCGCCUGCCCUGCACUUUGUGAGCUACCAGCGGUUUGGUCGUUCGAGUAAUUGUGUAAUUCUAGCCUCGGUGUCUUUCGACGUGGUGGUCACUGAGAAUCGUGCACGGGAAAUAGGAACGCGAAGAAAACUGAACUAGUGUGGAAAUUUUGGAUAAAUGCAAUUUGUGUUGUAACUACUUUGCAAGGGAAAAUUCACAAAGGGAACUGGGAGAAUCCAUUGAUUUUCCGGAAUACACGGCGGCGAAGUCCCACUCUUGACGAAUUCCCCUACCGGAGUUGUAUAGUCGCUGAAGUAGGCUCGUGUGUGACGAAGACAACAUACGCGGAAGUGUCGCAUGUAAGAACGGAUGGAGUAAGCCGUCGUUUGGUGCCGUUCGGAUGUCAGAAACUAGAAUCGAACUACGGAGAGUAGAAUAGCUGGUUUUACUACGAGUGGGAGAAAAGGACGACAAUAGAAUCGGACGGACGUCGCGGCGAAAAAUGUACGGCGAGUUGUAAAGAUGGUGGACGACAUGUCAUGAAUUCGACAGCGACGACAACGGCGGUGGACUGUGAAAAAGAGAUUUUAGAAAAGUCGCAGAAAUUGACGGGAGUUUAUCGUGAAAAAAACGGAGAUUUGGAGAGACUGCGGUGUGCAAUUUCUAUAUAGCGAAAACCUCGAUGGAGCUUGAAGAAAUAGCAGUGAAAUUUUGAGUUGAAAAGUGGCAUUUUGCAUUGCAUCCAGCUUGGCGAGUACUCGGAAAGAUCUUGACUACUGCGGGUGAAAAGUGGCGAUAGUUUUUACUUGGAAUUUGCGUUUUUAUUUGACUGUGGCCGCUUGGGUUUGUUCGAUGUUUUUCGGAUUGCCUGGCUGUCAGAGAAAUUGUGGGAAGUGAAAAGCCGCUCGAACGGACCGGAAAGUAGGGAGUGCGGGUGCUCCGCGCGUGAGCUACGUAAAAGAGUGAAUUAUUAGUUGUGAGGAGGUGAAAACGAUGGAUGAUAAUUGCACUGGAUCGGUCGGAAAUCUGACGAACCAAAAUCAAAACCUAAACCAAAUGGGCACGAAUUCGGCAUCGGCAACGGGCAUGAACAUAAAGGCAGCUGGUGGAGGUGGAGUCGGGAGCGGCGGCGGGUCGGGCGGAGAGGACACAAACGGCGGGGGUGGAAGCGGAGUAAUCGGUGGCGUUGGGAAUAACAGCGGAGGCACUGGAGCCCCAGCCGGAAUGAACAACCAACAAAACAGUGCACCACAAUACACAAUUCCUGGCAUUUUGCACUUCAUCCAGCACGAGUGGUCACGGUUCGAGUUGGAACGGUCACAGUGGGACGUUGAUCGGGCAGAGUUGCAGGCACGAAUUGCGAUGCUACUAGGUGAACGGAAAGGCCAAGAAAGUCUUAAAUCGGACUUGAUCCGUCGUAUUAAAAUGUUAGAAUAUGCACUAAAACAGGAGCGAGUGAAAUUCCAUCGCCUGAAAUAUGGUUGUGAUCCUCCUCAAUUGAAUGAAAUUAAACCACCGGCUGACGAGCCAGGCAUUGGAAGCGAAGUUGCUCCGGACUCUGAAGUACCUUACAGCUCAGUAUCAAAUACAACAUGGAGACAAGGUCGACAAAUGUUACGUCAAUAUCUACAAGAAAUUGGCUAUACUGACACAAUUAUCGAUGUUCGAUCGAAUCGAGUCCGGUCGCUUUUAGGAAUGAAUAAUAACGCAGAACAGGAAGAAAAUGUUAGUCCAAAUAUAAAUGGUAGCGAAAAUAAUAAACGAGCCAGUGAAUCACAAGGACGACGGACACCUGCAAAAAAAUCACAACCCAUGAACGAUGCCAUGAUCUUAGACACAGAAGCUGCUGUAAUGGCAAAUUUUGCAUUUCUAGCACAAACAGACGUUGAAAUGUCUGAUGAUGAUGAUAUUUCAGAAGAUCUCGAUAUGGUUACUGGAGAGAACGAGGAUUCAGAUGUAAAAACAACCAAACGCAGUAAAGGCAAAAACAUCAUUAUGGGUGAAGAUGUAGACGCAGAAGCGAAAGAAGUUCUGAAUGAAUUAAAUCUUCUCACGGAAGGUCGAUAUGAAGUUUCAGAAGAAGAAGUAGAUGCGUCUUUAGGUCUAGGAGAAUUAGCCCAAUUGACCGUAAAUAACGAGGCAGAAACUGCAUAUGACGUAUCAAAUACGAAAGAAUCGGCAUAUCGAAAAACAUGGAAUGCAAAGUAUACCCUUCGAUCACAUUUUGAUGGAGUUCGUGCAUUAGCUUUUCACCCUGAGGAGCCUGUACUCAUCACGGCAUCAGAAGAUCAUACACUGAAAUUAUGGAAUCUACAAAAAACCGUACCCGCGAAAAAGUCGGCUAGUCUAGAUGUUGAACCACUUUAUACGUUCCGGGCACACUCGGGCCCUGUGUUAAGUUUGGCCAUGUCAACGGGUGGUGAAACAUGUUUCUCGGGUGGUUUAGAUGGACAAAUCCAUUGUUGGAAACUGCCAAACUCAAACAUUGAUCCAUACGAUAGCUACGAUCCUACCGUAUUGCGAAACACAUUCGAGGGACAUUGCGAUGCGAUUUGGGGCCUCUCAGUGAAUCAUACAAAAGGACAUUUGGUGUCUUGCUCUGCAGAUGGUACAGUGAAAUUGUGGUCACCGGACGUGAAAGUUCCCCUACUCAACACAUACUCAUCAGAAUUGGAGGGCGUACCAACAUCAGUUGAUUUCGUACGCGACGAGCUUGAUCGAAUUGUGGUCGCUUACAAUAGUGCGCAUUGCAUAAUUUAUGAUACAGAAACCGGUAAGCAAGUGGUUAAAUUAGAACAUACGAAGGAAAUGUCGGGUAACUUUGGUAAAUUCAUCAACAAAGUAAUUAGUCAUCCAACGUUACCGGUCACUAUAACUGCCCACGAAGAUCGCCACAUUCGUUUCUGGGAUAACACAAGUGGAAAAUUAGUUCAUUCAAUGGUAGCGCAUUUAGAGCCUGUAACUAGUUUGGCAAUAGAUGCUCACGGGUUGUAUCUGUUGUCCGGCUCACACGACUGUUCAAUACGUUUAUGGAAUCUAGAUAAUAAAACAUGUGUACAAGAGAUUACAGCGCAUCGUAAAAAAUUUGAUGAAAGCAUAUUUGAUGUUGCGUUCCAUCCGUCGAAACCAUAUAUAGCGAGCGCUGGGGCCGAUGGCUUAGCAAAAGUGUUUGUUUAAAAUAUUAAGUUAUAUAAACGUAUGGAAAAAAAAAUAAAAUGAACACAAUUAAAAAUUAUUUUAUGUCACUCUUAUGUUAGAACAUCGGGAGGGACGAAACAUACUUUAAUCAACACACAUUUCGAAUUAUCUCUUUAUUUCCGUCUUGGAUUUCUUACCAUUUGGUUCACUCUUCUCAAAAAAUAGAAUAAACCGCUUUUUUUAUCUGAUAUACGAAAUGAAACAUUUUGAAUAAGCAUUAAAUACGAAAUAAUUUUCAUAUACUUUUUCAUUAGAAACAAUAUAUAUUUUUAAAUUGUAACAAAAUGAGAAGCGAGUAUUUAAGAAUAAACGCAUGUUAUACAAUACGUUAACAGUAUAAAUAAAUAAAUAUGCCGAAAAUGUAAAAAAAAACCAAAAUUUGAAACUUAACAAGAGAAUGCAGACUAGCAAAAAUUUACAAAGCGACAAAAUCAUAGAACACAUUCACGCUUUACCUUUACUGAUGUUGGACAAGCAGCAGGAUGAAAUGAUUUUAGCCAACAUGAAAACGGAUAGUACAGCAACCGCAAAUCGAAAAAAAAUAUUAGUAGAGCAUCAGCAAAAACAGAAUAAGUAAAAUAAGAAGAUACGAUAGCGAAUAUUGUUAAAAUAUUGAACGAAAUACAGAAGCAACAAUACAUAACGGAUAAGAAAAAAAAAGAAAAACAAUGUUAUAGUAUAUAGUAAAUUAUAUUACAUAUAUAUUCCUGACAA